This is a messenger RNA of Manacus vitellinus (golden-collared manakin), 1341 nucleotides long. RefSeq names its product nuclear casein kinase and cyclin dependent kinase substrate 1 (gene NUCKS1). Lineage: Eukaryota; Metazoa; Chordata; Aves; Passeriformes; Pipridae. Gene Ontology annotation, molecular function: single-stranded DNA binding; double-stranded DNA binding. The annotation marks the transcript as partial. The transcript has 7 exons. Gene Ontology annotation, biological process: interstrand cross-link repair; double-strand break repair via homologous recombination. Gene Ontology annotation, cellular component: cytoplasm. The record is from RefSeq and is a predicted model, not a curated record.
UUUACCAGGAACAGGAAGGUGGUCGAUUACUCCCAGUUUCAGGAAUCAGAUGAUGCUGAUGAAGAUUAUGGAAGAGAUUCAGGUCCCCCCUCCAAGAAAAUCCGCUCGUCUCCCCGAGAGGCCAAAAAUAAGAGGAGAUCUGGGAAGAAUUCUCAGGAGGACAGUGAGGAUUCAGAAGACAAAGAUGUGAAGACUAAGAAAGAUGAUUCACACUCAGCAGAUGAGGAUUUUGGCAGUGAAGAUGAUGAUAUAGGAGCAGACGAUGGCAAAGCUGACAGUGACUACGAGAGCUCUCAAAAAAGCAAAAAAGGAAAAAAGGCUAAACCAGACAAGAACAAGAGAGCAGCCUCCAAAUCCAGGAAAAGGCCUGCAGAGGACAGCGAGGAUGAGAAGGAGGAUCACAAAAACGUCCGUCAGCAGCGACAGGCGGCGUCCAAAGCGGCUUCCAAACAGCGGGAGAUGCUCAUGGAUGACGUGGGGAGUGAGGAGGAAGAGCAGGAGGAUGAUGAGGCCCAGUUCCAGGAGACAGAUUCAGGAAGUGAUGAAGACUUCCUCAUGGAAGAUGAUGAUGACAGUGAUUAUGGCAGUUCAAAAAAGAAGAAUAAGAAGGUCUCCAAGAAAUCCAAGCCAGAGAGGAAAGAAAAGAAAAUGCCCAAGCCCAGGCUAAAGGCUACAGUGACCCCCAGUCCAGUGAAAGGCAAAGGGAAGGGAGGUCGUCCCACAGCCUCCAAGGCAACGAAAGAAAAGACCCCAUCCCCCAAAGAAGAGGAUGAAGAGCCUGAAAGCCCCCCAGAAAAGAAAAAAUCAGCCAGCCCUCCACCAGAGAAGUCAGGGGAUGAGGGAUCUGAAGACGAAGCACCCUCUGGUGAAGAUUAAAAAAUGGCAGUUGAGGAAACCUUUGGUUAAAAAAAAAAAGAGAAAAAAAAAAAAGAAAAAGGAAAAGAAAAACAUACUUAGGGGUAGAACACGGUUUUGGCUGUGGCUUGACUCAUGGGCUUUGAAUGCUGUCUUUACUUUCAGCUGUUUAAUACAGUGUAUCCUUUUUUAAUAAGAGGAAACCCUUAUACAGUAAUAUUUUGAAGUCAAUGUUCUCUGUUGGCCAUUCCGUUCUCCCUCCCCCACCAAAUCUGAAAGCCAUUUGAGACAAAUUAACAGACCAUUAAAUAUAUUUUUUUUUCAAGGGAUAUUGCAGUUGUGAAGCAAUAAGGUUUGAGGACUGAUAUGUGGAAACCAUACUUAAAAAAUCCUUAAGUAGAACAGAUUUUUUUCCCAGUGCUGGUAAGAGUUGUUUAAAACUAUUAUUCUGUAUUUGAAUAUAUGGAGAAAAAAAAAAAAAAAAAA